Messenger RNA from Somion occarium, 2157 nucleotides. Lineage: Eukaryota; Fungi; Basidiomycota; Agaricomycetes; Polyporales; Cerrenaceae. The record is from the annotation of a GenBank genome assembly.
AUUUGCGCUGUGCAGGCACAGGGAUGAGGACAUAGAGAGCGGUAUCUACGCGAGCCACACGUGCUGGGAAAGCGGCGGCUGGGAGGCAGACUUAGAUUUGGGCCUUACGCUUUCUGGUCAACACCUGCAUGUGUCCCUCUGUCGCAGUGCGUUUAGAGAGCUCUGGCCUGUGGUCUUUUCAUUUCUUCCCACCACGAUAGGUUGCUCGGCACGGUCAAGGACUACCGUUUUCUCGAAUUCUACUUGUUGAUUUGACUCGAGGCUCGUCCGAAUACCACCCACAAUCCUUUCUUCCUUCCUUUGCGCUACCCUAUCCAUUCAGGCGUAGAUAACAUGGUAUUCCAACACAGGAGACACGCUCGAGGAAAUUCUCUGUUCUCUAGAGCCACUUCGGAUUUGCAUGCACGCGACGAUUGCGAGCCCGCCGAUCCUCUCAACACACUUACCGACCGCCUAAACACCCUUCUCAACAGCUCAGGACCAGGCUAUACACUCCCUCUUUGCCCCAGUGUACAAUACUACAUCCAAGCCCCCAUUGUAUUUGCCGCACCCGAUCAAGAAAUCAGUACCGCAGGCUACCCAACUGGAGAUGACAGGGCAACACUUGUCGUAAAUGGUCCUGUCGCAUUGGGAUCAGGACAUACUACUGCCAUUGACGGAACAUGCCAAACUUGCAGCGGUGUGAAGCUUCGCAACAUUCAGAUCAAUGGCACACGUCAGGGUGCAAGUCCGACUAAUGGCGGCGCCAAUAUCGAAAUGGGCGGCGGAAACUCUGACCAAUUAAUUGAAUAUGUGCAUUCAUUCGACCCUAGGAGCUGGAGUUGCUUGCACAUUGCUGAGGGACCUUUGACCUGCAAUAAUGCUACCGUCCAGCACAAUGAUAUUGGCCCUUGCGGUUCUGACACGUUCCAAGAAUGGGCGGAUGGUAUCAGCGUAAGUUGUCGCAACAGCCUGGUCCGCAACAAUACAAUCAGCAACCCGACGGACGGCGGUAUCGUUCUCUUUGGUUCGCCUGGUACACUGGUUGAGAACAAUACCAUCUUCGUUGAGACCAACACUCUCCUCGGUGGUAUCAACCUGGUUGACUAUCUGCCCUUUGAUGGUGAUUACACAGGUACCAUUGUCCGUGAUAACAUCAUUAUGGGCGGUUUUGCGACCGACGAAGCAGAACCUGGCGAUACGAAAGGAAACAACAAUGAAGAUGUUAUCAUCAAGAUUGGCAUUGCUAUUGGCCCUCGCACUUGGUUCGGUGACCGCUACGGUGGUAACGUCAGCACGUCUGGUACAGUUAUGAACAAUCAGCUCACAGGCGCGUUCGGUUAUGGUAUCGCCAUGUCUUCAGCCCGAAACUUCACCGUCGAGAACAACGCUCUAUUCGGUAACACCUCUUUCAUCGGGUCGAGAGGACCAAAUUGUUCGAACACCGAUAUCACCCCUUCACCUGCACCCUUUGUCAUCGAUCUUAAUUUAACCACCGCGUCUACCACUCAACUAGAUUUCCAAUCCAUUCCGGAUGGAGACGGUUUGACUUGCAUCUUACCACCGGAUGGUGGUGACUUCUGGCCAUUCGGUGGGAACCCCGAACCCGGCCAAGGCGGAGGCGGAGGUGGAGGUGGCGAAGCCCAAUCUAAUAAUGGUGGUGGUGGCUUGUCUGGAGGUGCCAAGGCUGGUAUUGCUAUUGGAGUCAUCCUAGGCGUCGCCGGAAUUGCCGUUGCUGCUUGGUUUGUUCGGAAAUGGGCUUUAAAACGGUCUGCUGCUGUUAAGGCAGACCAACCUUGGAAUCGUGAUGGGUACAUUCAAAACAAUGAGAAUAUCCGUCAAGUAUGAUGCCUACUAACCCUUCAUCGUUACGCCUCUCCAUGUUGUCUCCCACACAUGCCUCCGGCCCCGAGUCACUCAUUCUAUAUCCCCUAUUGCUAUGCUCCAUAUUACGCUACGACAAGGCUCAAUUCCAUACCUGAUUGUAUGUAGACAACGCUACCCUCGGAGUCAGGACUCUGAUCUCCACCUUCACGCUCCUUUAUUACGGGAUUGUCAUAUACCAUUCCUAUAUUGCCGUUCUAGAUGCUUGUGUUAUUUGGACUAUGUACGUGUACAGGUUGGAUUACUUAGAAUCUUAUUAGAUCGUUCUCUGGACCAACGCCAGUCCCUUGCGCU